Prorocentrum cordatum is the source of this 372-nucleotide messenger RNA. NCBI's taxonomy places the organism in Eukaryota, Dinophyceae, Prorocentrales, Prorocentraceae. The record is from the annotation of a GenBank genome assembly.
AUGGAGAUCCGGCGCAUGCACGAGUUGGUGGAGCAGACCACGCAGGUUCUGCAGCAGGCCCGAAACGAGCUCCUGGCGCUGAACAACAAGCGGAGCGAGGGCUCGGCCGCCUCGAGCAGCAACGACCAGAGUGCCGCCGCGAAGAACAAGAAGAAGGAGGCCGCGGCGUGCAAGCACGUCGACCAGCUGCUCUGGAAGGCCGAGGUCGACCUCGAGAACGUGGAGGACAUGUACCUGAGGCACAUAGACAACGAGAAGGACAUCGUCACGCCGUUCUCGAUCUCCAUGGCCGACGUCAACCGUAGACUCUCGGAAGUGUCGUCGGAGGUCGAGGAGACCAUGAGGACGACGUUCAACAGCUGGUUCAGGUGA